UCACGCAGUAUUGCAUGAAAAAGGCGGCGCAAAUGUACGACGAGAAGCACCCAUUGUCGGACCUGGUAGGCGGCGAAAUGGUCACCAGGGGCAUGGGAACCGAAGGCCUCCACAAGGGUGUGCCGUACUAUGGAGGAUUUCUCGCCUCAGAAAUGACGCAGUUCCGUUCUGAUACUGAUCCGGAAGCUCAAUUCGCUCUGCUGGUCCCAGGCGAGACGAAUAGUGCAGACAUUCUUGGGGGUAAGGCACUGCAAAUCAAGGGUAAGGCUCUGCCAUUGGGUCACGGAAAGAGCAUGGACAUCCCGAUUUAUGAGUCAACGUGUCCGCUGUGGGAUCCACAACAUGAAAAAGCGCUUGUGUACGAAUGGAACUGUCAGACGAAGGUGAUUCCAUUGCUCACUGGUGGCGUAAAUCAUUAUGAGGAAGUUGCUGAUGAAAUUUUCUUGCACUGGCUCGCGUACUGGUUCGCUGUGAAGAUGCAGCCCCCGAAAAGAGCAGAAAACGUCAAGGACCCACGCACCGAGGGACGCUGCGUUGCUCGUGUCGAUUCGUGGUGGGUGUCAUCUACUGGCACACACCUCUACUACGUGACAGAGAAGGUUAACCCAUUGAAGCAAGACGACACUAAGGGCGCGGAUGCUGCGGCCUUAUUUGGGCAGCUCCGUGAGUGCCUUCAGCAGCUCCAUUACUAUGCACAGAUAGCCCAUGGCGAUGCGAUCGUGCGAGGCAUGGGCUGGAGUGGCCCCUGGGGUUCAACUCGGGACCCAAAUCAUCUGCGCAUUUUCAACUUCGAGCAUGCGGCAGCUUACGUGCACAAGCCUACCCCUCAUGCACUAUUCGGAGAGCCCAGCAGACUACCUCAGGGCCCCGAGAUUGACCCUCCUGGUGGCACCUCUCAGUACCGACAUCCGCACCUGUUGCAAAUUCCCAGUUGCACUGCCACUACUGGCCACUUCAUUUGGUCGAGUAAUCCCGUCGAGAGGAUGGGCUUCGAGCUGGGGCAACCGCAAAUCGUCCGCUUCGGCUUUCACAUCGAUAUUCACGCGCUCUCAGCCAGCUGGUUAGAAUCUGCACUGGGUAGAGACGCCACAUGGUUUUUGGCUGAUCCGAUGUGUGGUUGGAACCUCAACGCAGUGGCCCUCCAGACGGUCAAGGAGUCGUCCGACGACCCACCACCCUUCGAAUAUUGCAGCACUGAGCUUGAAGCACAGAGCAAGUGCAGCAUGCCUGCCGUCGUGCAAAAUUGCAACCGUCAGAUCCGUUUCAGUCCGGACCCUCCAGAGGAGUUGAAGGGUAGUUCCGUCUCGAGUCACCAGAAAGAACAGGCAACUUGCUAUAGAGGUUACAAUAUGGUUCAGGCGCAGUCCCUCCUUUCUUUGCGGGAAUCAAUUUUUGCGAAGUCUUACCCAGCCGACUUGUUGGAAGGCUUCCAGUACACUGCGGUGCAGCUUUCGUCGCACGGGGAUUCAUCUAGGAGCCACCUGAUAAUAGAGUCGGCGGACACACGAGUUCCCUCUGCGGAAGAGUCGAAGCUCUUAACGGAAUUCUGCGAUGAACAACGAAAGUCCAGGACGAGCCUUCUGGGUGUUGACAACGUGAAAACCCUAACGGAGUUUAAUAAAGCUAUGUUGAAAGAGGGCGACGCCCCGUCAAAGCCGAUGCUGGCUGGCUUCAACUUUUGGACAGGUCGGAGCUCCAUUUGCGUAUCCGACAGAACGAUGCCAUUUCCCUGGGCUGACGCACCUAGUGCGAUUCUAGCACACGUUGAUAAGACGAUCAAGUAUUUGGGUGAGCUUGCUGUUCCGGUCGUCCGGGAGACGCAGCAGCAUGAUCCCCACGACCAGCCUGAUUCGCCGAGCGAUCCACGUUUCUGGGAUGUAAGUGCAGAGUUCUACGACCUCAACAGCGGCCAGAACGUUAACACAAAUCAGAAGACGUAUUAUAAGACGGUUGUUGAUGUCAUGAACGGCGAGUGCGAGCGCCUGGGAGGUUGCUCCAGUGCUGCUCCAAUUAAGACUAGUAGUUGAGUUUUUCAUCAUCUGCUGCCUGGCGUGAUCCAUGGUCCCGCUGAGUCAAAAGGCGUGAACUUCUCAUAUACUUAGUUGUACGUAAGUAAUUGACGAGGACUCAGACUCACUCUCGUCUUCUUCAGGGACGACGAAGAGACACAAGAACACGCCUGGCACUCAAGAACCAUUCUUGAGGAUGUUGAAAAAAUGCUAUGAUUCUAGAAAUUCUAAUCAUGGUGGAGGACCAAAGACGGAGGAUCUCGCGAAGAUCAUCAAACUUGCGCGCAACAGUGAGAGCAUCCUUUUCGCAUCCAUAUUCGCUAACUUCAUGAUGCGUAUGUCUACAUAUAUCACUGCGAAAAAGGAUCCGCAGUUGCGGGACACAUCACUGCCUGAGACGAUCCGAAGCUGGGUGCAGCAUGGAGUGAGUAAAGUAGCCGACGUGGUAGCCAAGGAUCUUGCCUCCGGCGGCAAACCACACACCGGCGACGAGGAGACUUAUGACGGCUGCUCUACUAAUUUCACUUUUUCAAGAUUGAGUACCUUCUUCGGCAUUAAUUAUUAGCAUUUGUUCUUUUUACAUUGUCUUGUGGUAUAAUGUUGGUCUCGACAGUUUACAUAGUCCCCGUGACGAGUUGUAGAUUCCUCAAAGAGCAAGUUAAAAUGAAAGAGAACUUGUUCUUGCUGUAGUUCUACGGUAAAUUAUAGAAUGCUGUGCUUGAUUCUAAGCCUUCGAGGACCCCGUAAGCAUUCUUGCCGACAGGAUUCUCGGUUCUUUCUUUACAGUACUUGUCGAUCCAGACCGAGGAGCGCCCGGCCAGUCUAUCCUACACGGAGGCGUGGACGCUGUUCUGAAGAUCGACGGGAACAUGCUGGAGCGCUUGAGCAGCACCACGAACGCGGGCACGCAUCUGAAUGGUCUCAAGAUUGAGAGAGAGCGUCCUUUUCAUGGUUAUUCUGCCGGACAACAAGACGGGCUGAUUGAAAUAUGCCCUGAACCCCUUGCCAAAGUGAUCGGACACAUCAUUGGUGUGUGGUCUUCUCUGAUGGGAGUCCCGAGCGCCGCUGCUGUGGCUGAAGCUGAACGUCUUGAAGCGGAAGCUGAACGUGAAAAAGCUGAGCAUGCAGCUGAAGCUGCACGUGCUGCAGCUGAAGCGGAGCGUCUUAAGUCUGAAGAACGUGAAGCUGAAGCGAAGCAUGCUGAGGCUGUACGUGCUGCUGAAGCUGAGCGUGAGGCUGAAGAGAGGGCUAAGCUUGCUGCCGCUGAAGAUGCUCUAAAAGUUGUCGAGCAAGAGCGUGAUGCUGUGCUAGAGAAGCUGAGUGCUGAGCACACGCGUGCCGAGGAAGCUCUGCGGCAGCUGCAUGAUGAGAAAGAGCGCGCAGUCGAAGCUCAGCAAAAAACCGAGCAGGCGCAGACCCACGCCCAAGCCGCUGCAGCUGAAGCUGCCGCACGGCUUGCUGCUGCGCAAGCAAAUGCGGAGAAAGCCGUGGAAGAGGCUGAGCAGACGAAGCGGGCCGCAGCUGAGGCCGAGCAAGGUCGUGUCGCGGCUGAAGAUUCUGAAGCUGCUGCUAAAGCUGAGCUUGCUGCUGAGAAGGUGCGCGCAGAUCAAACGAAGCGCGAAAGCGAGAGUGCGCUUGCUGCCGCUG
Molecule: messenger RNA, 3656 nt
Organism: Amoebophrya sp. A25
Lineage: Eukaryota; Dinophyceae; Syndiniales; Amoebophryaceae
Source: the annotation of a GenBank genome assembly